AUGAAAAAAAAUGUUUUUACUCUAAACGUUAAGGUUUACAGUACUGGUUGGAUGUCGCCUUCUGAGGUUAUGAAGAACGGCCGUCCUGAGAAGUGGAACAGUGCUCUGAGAAUUUGUAUAAUUCGUGGAAUUGGACUCUCUCUGUUUGGAAGUUGUAUCCAUGGGCGCUUUGCAAAGAACUUGAGAAGAGCUUCUUUCUUCAUCUCCUUUAUGUCGUCUACAGGAGUGUUUUCUGGUAUUUGA
This is a messenger RNA of Trichomonas vaginalis G3, 243 nucleotides long. RefSeq lists its product as uncharacterized. The transcript has a single exon. Lineage: Eukaryota; Parabasalia; Trichomonadida; Trichomonadidae. The record is from RefSeq and is a predicted model, not a curated record. The coding region runs from base 1 to 243 and encodes 80 amino acids.